Messenger RNA from Ilyonectria robusta, 2259 nucleotides. RefSeq lists its product as uncharacterized. Lineage: Eukaryota; Fungi; Ascomycota; Sordariomycetes; Hypocreales; Nectriaceae. The transcript is spliced from 7 exons. Gene Ontology annotation, biological process: regulation of DNA-templated transcription. Gene Ontology annotation, molecular function: DNA-binding transcription factor activity, RNA polymerase II-specific; zinc ion binding. Bases 49 to 2259 code for a protein of 736 amino acids. The record is from RefSeq and is a predicted model, not a curated record.
GGCCAUUUCUGGGGUCCUGCACCCUUACUUCUUCCUCACAAUACUGCCAUGGCUCCGCAACCCCGCAAACGUACUGUUCCUUGCGACAAAUGCAGAGAGAAACACCUGAAAUGCGAUGGCGGAACGCCGUGUUCCAACUGCAGCAAAGCAUCCACGAGCUGUGUGCGGAUGGUCAAGAAGUUUCGAGUAAAGAGGUUGAUUACAUCCCACGACAGCUUCAAGUUUGACCCGGAUCAAACGUGGAUCCAGACUGGAAGCCAAAAGCAACAACACUCCCUCUCCAUCAUCGACGAAUCCGACGGCGCCUCCAAUCGCACGACCCUAAAACCUACCCCCCCGAUAGAUGAGCCAGAGGAAAGCUGCCUGAGUGCUGCCGCUGAAGUGCUGCAGUCCUUUUCCAGAAGUGGACAAGCAGGGCCAUACGAAAACGCGACUUCACAUUCUACACUCGAUGAAGACGAAUCUCUGGAUACAAGUCCUCGCGAUGGGCUCUUGGAACGAUGCAAUAUCCAAGACACCGCCAGUACAGACGAUAACGGAAGUCAUUCUCAGUUUUCCACGCCCAGCACCUCUACCUACGAUCAGACCCCAGUCCCCCCAUAUCUCGAGCCUAGUCGCGGUCUUCCCAAUGAUUUCCACUCGGUAUGGCAGCAUUCACAUCCAGACAGUUCCUUGGCAGACUCUGUAGAUCAUGCGAGCUCUCACUCCGACUCCCCAUAUCAGACGAAUUAUCUGAUCCAUCAGCGCCUCCCCUCCCGUUCAGUUUCGGAUUAUGCCACUCCGGCAUCAAUCCCAGGUGUUUCCAACAGUGGCAAUCCGCUAGCCUGGAACUUACAGGAGGCUUGUCUUGUGCGUUGCUUUAUUGAGACGAUAGCCACGUCUUUUGAUACAAGUGACAGAGACCACCACUAUCUUAACGUGGUGCCUAUCCGCGCCAUGUAUAGUCCCUUGCUUCUAAAUGCCAUUUGUACUGCAUCAGCGAGGUAUCUCACCCAAAUCUGGUCACGACGCGAGCCUCACAGCAUCGUAAGUUACAACGGCACUGAGCUCCCAGGCCUCACUGAAGAAUCGGUUAUACACUAUCACAACAAGUGUAUAUCAGAGCUCAUGGAUGUCUCUGCGGAUCCCAUUAAUUCGUGCAGCGACGAUGCCUUAACAGCCAUCACCAUUCUUCGCUACCACGAGCAGGUCGAUACGCACUUCACAGGCAUCGAUGGCGAAACAUUUUCGAUAGCAGUACAAGCUGUGUUUCAGGCCCAGCAAGACCGAUCGCUCGGGCAAUGGCGACUCACCCUCCAACCACCGCGGGAUCGAGAUAUGUUUGCGGUAUCUAUGCCAUCUCUACGACACUCGGCAUGCUUAAUCGCUCUUCGGCAGGAAAUUUGGUCCGUUCUGAUCCACCGUCGGCCAUUCCGAUUACCCAUUUUAACCGUCGACGAUUACGCCAACUUCGACGACACGAGUACGCUCGACGACCACGAUUGGACAAAUUGUGUUAUAUUCUGGUGUGCCCACGUCCUCAAGUUUUGUUUCAGUGAUGAGGGCUUUCUCAGUGUUGAGAACAAGAGGACAAGAUCAGAGCAGUGGAAUGCACUCAAAGCAUUUGAGAAGAACUGGGACGAGAGGCCACCGCCGCAUUUCGCGCCCCUUUAUUAUGAAGAGAGAAACCCCAGUGAAGGUCGGUACUUUCCAACAAUAUGGCUCGCAAAUCAUUCUCAAGUCAUGGCUCUGCAACAUGUGGAGCUAGCUCGCAUCGUCCUCGCGGUUCACGACUCAAAGCUGCAGCGGAUCGGCAUCGGUGCAAGCGCCGCCUAUCAAGCUCUCGAAGAGAAUACCGACCUCGUACGAAUCGCGCGGGACCGCGGCGCAGUACAGCGAUAUUUUGAGGCCCUCGACCAAGGCUUUCUUGGCCAAGCAAUACGAGAGCGCUACGCCUUCGAUGGCCAGGUCGGUCCGGACGGCAUCGUUCAGGACACUGGAAUGCGCAUAGACGAACUUGUUAUCAGCGACUUGCAAGAGUACCUAGACGAAGACGACGACCGCCUCGAGGCCACUAAAAUGGUCCUGACUCAAGGACUUGCAAAUAUCCACGAUCCCGGCAUAGAGCUCGUGCGUACAAUGAUCAACAUGAUGGACGCCGACCCUCCCGCCGCUCGGCGCAAAAGAUCAAUCAGGGCCCAGUUGCUUGAAUUUCUGGAGGAGCAUGAGCUAGACCUUGGCAAAGUCGACCGUUUGGUCGACAUCUUGUUCGAAGAGUGA